AUGGCCUCCCUAGGCCUGGAAUAUCUGGAAUCGGAUCCAGAUUCCGACCCAGAGAUUGUUCCCGAGUCCCCACUUGCUACGCCAAUCACCGAGUCUCGAUCUCCUGCUGCGCCAAUCACCGAGUCCCCACUUGCUAUGCCAACACUAAGCUUUACGUUCCCCCUUUCCGCCGACAGAUCGGACAUACCAUACACCAGAGGAAGGGGUCGAAGCUAUCAAUUCCUUCGCACGUCCCCAUGGCUAUGCCGUCACAACACGACGUUCAAAGUUUACACAGAAGGGCAAGGGUAUCAAGAAAACUGUCUUCCUUUGCUGUGA
Penicillium crustosum is the source of this 318-nucleotide messenger RNA. RefSeq lists its product as uncharacterized. NCBI's taxonomy places the organism in Eukaryota, Fungi, Ascomycota, Eurotiomycetes, Eurotiales, Aspergillaceae. The record is from RefSeq and is a predicted model, not a curated record. The coding region runs from base 1 to 318 and encodes 105 amino acids. The transcript has a single exon.